ACCGCCCGCCCGCCCGGGAGCGGCACCGGCACCGCCCGCUCCGGUACCGGCCCCGGGGAUCACCGGCCCCGCCCGCCCCGCCCGGUACCGCGCCGCCACCGGCCCCACCAUGAUGAAGUUUCGGUUCCGGCGGCAAGGUGCGGACCCGCACCGCGACCGCCUCCGCCAUGAUCUUUUCGCUUUCAGUAAGACGGUGGAGCACGGCUUCCCCAGCCAGCCCAGUGCUCUGGCCUACGACCCUGCCCUGCGUGUGAUGGCCAUUGGCACCAAGGCAGGAGCCGUCAAGCUAUAUGGUGCACCAGGUGUGGAGCUGACUGGCUUGCACAAGGAGGUGGCCACAGUCACCCAGCUGCACUUUCUCCCUGGUCAGGGCUGGCUGCUCUCCUUGCUGGACGACAACACACUGCACCUCUGGGAGGUCUGCCAGAAGGAUGGCUGCUCCCACCUGGAAGAGUCUCGCAGCUUUGGCCUCCCGGGACGCCCAGGGUCCGACAGUGCUAACUGCUCCCCUGGCAUCACACGGGUGACAGUGGUCUUGCCGACGUCAGCCUGCACGGUGGCCUGCCUGGGCACUGAGGGUGGUGCAGUGUAUUUCCUCACCCUGCCAACUCUGGUGCUGCUGGAAGAAAAAACCCUCUUCGCAGAUGAGAUCCUGCAGAGCGUUCCUGAUGACUACCGUUGCGGGAAGGCACUGGGACCAGUGGAAUCCAUCCAGGAGCACCCUCAGGACAGCAGCAGGCUCCUCAUUGGGUACAGCCGGGGUCUGGUGGUCCUCUGGGAGCAGAGCACACGUGUUGUCCAGCACCUCUUCCUGGGAAACCAGCAGCUGGAGAGCCUGGCCUGGGAACAGAGUGGGAAGAGCAUCAUCAGCUCCCACAGCGAUGGUGGGUACAUGGUGUGGGCAGUAAGUGAUGCCAGCCAGAAGACACAGCAACCUGUCAUGUCUACCAUCCCCUACGGUCCAUUCCCUUGCAAAGCCAUCAGCAAAAUCCUCUGGCAGACCUGUGAGUCAGGAAACCCCUUCAUCAUCUUCAGUGGAGGAAUGCCACGGGCCAGCUAUGGUGACCGGCACUGCGUCAGCGUGCUGCAGGGCCAGACACUGGCCACGCUUGACUUCACAUCCCGUGUCAUCGACUUCUUCACUGUGCAGAGCCCUGGGGCCACCGUGGGAGGCUUUGAGAAUCCUCGUGCCCUCGUGGUGCUGGUGGAGGAAGAGCUGGUAGCUAUUGACCUCCAGACACCAGGCUGGCCCACCAUCCCUGCCCCAUAUUUGGCACCACUCCACUCCUCUGCCAUUACCUGCUCCUGCCAUGUCUCCAACGUGCCCCUCAAGCUCUGGGAGAGGAUUGUCAGUGUUGGAGAGCAGCAGAGCCCCCGGCAGUCCUCUGCAGCUUGGCCCAUCGAUGGAGGGAAGAACCUGGCCCAGGAGCCCACACAGAGGGGGCUUCUCUUAACAGGGCACGAGGACGGCACAGUGCGGUUCUGGGAUGCCUCGGGGGUCUCCCUGAAGCCCCUCUACAAGCUGGGCACAGCCAACAUCUUCCAGACAGAUUGUGAGCACAACGACAGCCUCAACCAGGCAGGCGAGGAGGAGUGGCCUCCUUUCCGCAAGGUGGGCUGCUUUGAUCCCUACAGCGACGACCCACGCCUCGGUGUGCAGAAGAUCGCUCUCUGCAAGUACACGGCCAAGAUGGUGGUGGCUGGCACAGCAGGGCAGGUGCUGGUGAUGGAGCUGAGUGAUGAGAAGUCAGAGCAUGCAGUCAGCGUGGCCACAGUGGACUUGCUGCAGGACCGUGAAGGCUUCACCUGGAAGGGCCACGACCGCCUGGCCCCCAGGAACGGGCCCCUGCUCUUUCCCCCUGGCUUCCAGCCCAGCGUGCUGGUGCAGUGCGUGCCCCCAGCUGCCGUCACUGCUGUCACCCUUCACUCUGAGUGGAACCUCGUGGCCUUCGGCACCAGCCAUGGCUUUGGACUCUUCGACUAUUACCGGCGCAACCCUGUGCUGGCCAGGUGUACGCUGCACCCCAACGACUCGCUGGCCAUGGAGGGGCCUCUGUCCCGUGUGAAGUCCCUCAAGAAGUCCCUGCGGCAGUCCUUCCGCCGCAUCCGCAAGAGCCGGGUGUCGGGCAAGAAGAGGCUCAGCACCAGCAGCCCCUCCAGCAAGGUGCAGGAGGCCAACGCGCAGCUGGCCGAGCAGGCAGGACCCCCUGAGGUGGAGAUGACACCCGUGCAGCGGCGCAUCGAGCCCCGCUCGGCUGACGACUCGCUCUCAGGGGUUGUGCGGUGCCUCUACUUUGCUGACACCUUCCUGCGAGAUGCUGCCCACCACGGCCCCACCAUGUGGGCGGGGACCAACUCCGGCUCCGUGUUCGCCUACGCGCUGGAGGUGCCCUCGCAGGAGAAGUUCUCGGAGCGGGCGGUGGAGGCUGUGCUGGGGAAGGAGAUCCAGCUGAUGCACCGGGCACCGGUGGUGGCCAUCGCAGUGCUGGAUGGGCGGGGGAACCCCCUGCCUGAGCCCUACGAGGUCUCGCGGGACCUGGCCAAGGCCCCUGACAUGCAGGGCAGCCAUUCUAUGCUCAUCUCCUCUGAGGAGCAGUUCAAGGUCUUCACACUGCCCAAAGUGAGUGCCAAGACCAAGUUCAAGCUGACAGCGCAUGAGGGCUGCCGGGUGCGGAAGGUGGCCCUGGUCAGCUUGGCCAGUGCCAGCUCUGAGGAGAGGUUGGAGAACUGCCUGGCCUGUCUCACCAACCUGGGUGACAUCCACAUCUUCACUGUGCCAGGCCUGCGGCCACAGGUCCACUAUGGCUGCAUCCGCAAGGAGGACAUCAGUGGCAUUGCCUCUUGCGUCUUCACCAAGCAUGGCCAGGGUUUCUACCUAAUCUCUCCGUCCGAGUUCGAGCGCUUCUCGCUGAGCGCCAGGAACGUGACGGAGCCGCUGUGCCGGCUGGACGUCACCCGGCUCCAGGACACCUCCUGCUUCAGCAACAGCUCUGCGGUGACACCGAAGCUGCCGCAGGCAAACGGCACUCACAUCCCGCACAGCCCCGAGGGCCGGCCCUCACCCACCGACAGUGACCGGUCCCCAGAGGAGCACCUAGCUGCCUUCUCACCUGGUCCCAUUGACUCACCCAACAGCAGCUUGGAGAACCCUCUGGACACCACUGGGGACAUCACUGUGGAGGAAGUGAAGGAUUUCUUGGCGUCCUCAGAAGAAGUGGAGAGGAACCUGAGGAACACCAGUGAGGAUGAGGCUCGGCCUACAGGGAUCCUCAUCAAGUGAGGCGUCGGCAGCCUCUCUGGCCCAUCUCAGUGCUCGGAUUCCCGGGACGCGCGACUCGACUGGACCCCCCUGUGCCCCCUCCCUGCCUAACGUAGAUUUGCCUCUUCUCUAACAUCCGCGCUGCCCGCCGGCGCGCCCCGACUCCGGCACAUCCCCCUGCACCCCCCUGCCCACUCACCCCCGCACCGGCCCUGAGCCGGGGAGGGGCCAUGAUGCACAAACUCUUCCCGGGGAAGAUAAUUGUCCUUUUUAUACACGGUCAAGUGUCACUGUCCCCUGCUCCAGAGAGCCCUUCCCGAGGGCUGCUGCUUCCCAGCUCCACGGGAAGGCCUGGGGCUUGUGGACCCUCUUGGUGUCCACCCUGGUUUUGGUCCCUUAGGGAGGUGGGGGGGCUGGGACCCCUGGGAACAACCCCCCUGUCCCUUGGUCUGUGUUUACAUUCCUGGCCCCUGCAGUUUACAGCCCUCUCCCCAGCCUACCAGGAGACUCUGGCUGCCACACAGGGGCUGUCCCCUUCCCAGGGGAGCCUGGCAAGGGAUCCCCCUGGCUCCCAGGUGAGCACCAGAGGGCUUGAGGAACAUGGGGAGGGGUCACAGGUGGCCUUUUUCUCUUUGUGACUUCUCCAAGGGCUAUUCUGCAGGUUGGGCUUGGUGCCUGCUGCUCCUUUCUGACACUAAUUCCUGCCACGGGUGUGUUUGGGUUGGGAUCAUGCUGCAGAUGGCAGGGGACACCAGCUCCUGGCCCUGGUCCAUGCUGGUGCUGUGAGGCGGGGAGCAGAUAGGCCUGCCCCAGGCCCCUCCUCCCCAACCCUGGGGGGUUCUCACUGUGCCAAACUACCCUCUCUGUGUUCCCCAGCCCAGCCUCAUCCUGAAGGGGACUGUGGUGAUGCUGGCUCUGUCCCCGUCUUAUGUGGCUCCAGGGCUCAGCUUAGCACCUGCUCCUCUCCUUUUGGGGCUCUGGGGACAUUUUGGACUCUCCCACCCUGGGCUCUUUUGCGGUACAUGGGUGGCUGGGGCGGGGGGGAUGGGCCAGGCCCCAUCGCUGCCUGCCAAGGCUGGGGCUGUAGUGCCCCUGGUAGAACCCCCACCCCACCCCCACCCCUUCCACACCUCAGCCUUUUUUUUUCUUUUUUUUUUCUUUUUUUUUUUUGGUAAGAUGACUUUAGCAUUGUUUAGUUAUUAAAAAUACUGGUUUUUAAUAUUGAAAAUAAAGCAUUUAAUAUCA
This is a messenger RNA of Pogoniulus pusillus (Red-fronted tinkerbird), 4504 nucleotides long. RefSeq names its product LLGL scribble cell polarity complex component 1 (gene LLGL1). The record is from RefSeq and is a predicted model, not a curated record. The transcript is spliced from 23 exons. Lineage: Eukaryota; Metazoa; Chordata; Aves; Piciformes; Lybiidae. Gene Ontology annotation, molecular function: GTPase activator activity; myosin II binding. Bases 110 to 3280 code for a protein of 1056 amino acids. Gene Ontology annotation, biological process: establishment of spindle orientation; regulation of establishment or maintenance of cell polarity; regulation of Notch signaling pathway. Gene Ontology annotation, cellular component: plasma membrane; cytoplasm; cortical actin cytoskeleton.